Messenger RNA from Sardina pilchardus (European sardine), 666 nucleotides. RefSeq names its product small nuclear ribonucleoprotein Sm D1. The record is from RefSeq and is a predicted model, not a curated record. Bases 133 to 492 code for a protein of 119 amino acids. The transcript has 4 exons. Gene Ontology annotation, biological process: spliceosomal snRNP assembly; RNA processing. Gene Ontology annotation, molecular function: RNA binding. NCBI's taxonomy places the organism in Eukaryota, Metazoa, Chordata, Actinopteri, Clupeiformes, Clupeidae. Gene Ontology annotation, cellular component: U2 snRNP; spliceosomal tri-snRNP complex; precatalytic spliceosome.
AGUGGCGUUUCCUGUGUGUGAGAGGCAGGCAGUUGAAAUGUGUUGAAACCAAUGCUGGAAGUACACAGGCUCUCUGUGUUCCAGUAUAAUUUUUAUUAAACCGGCGGAGGAUUCUCGAAAUCUACUGCCACCAUGAAACUUGUCCGAUUUCUCAUGAAAUUGAGUCACGAGACAGUCACCAUUGAGUUGAAGAAUGGUACACAGGUGCACGGCACCAUCACAGGCGUUGACGUGUCCAUGAACACUCACCUUAAAGCUGUGAAAAUGACGUUGAAGAACAGAGAGCCUGUGCAGCUGGAGACGCUGAGUAUCCGUGGCAACAACAUCCGCUACUUCAUCUUGCCAGACAGCCUGCCAUUGGACACAUUACUGGUGGACAUCGAGCCAAAAAUCAAGUCCAAGAAGAGAGAAGCAGUGGCUGCGCGUGGUCGAGGUAGGGGUCGAGGUAGAGGACGCGGGAGAGGAAGAGGACGAGGAGGACCCAGGCGAUGAAGAGCCUCUGUUUUGUUUACUCUCCUAACCAAGAAAGUUUACUUUUCUUGUCAUGGGCAAUAUUUUAAUAUCAAGUUUGAGCUUGAGAUUUCUCAGCAGGAUGAGCUGUGUUUUUUUGUAUUUGUGUUGAUUUGUUGUUUUCUCAGAAGAUUAAAUCUUCAAUUCUUCUAUGAA